AUGGCGUUAGCUCGCGGAGAACAAAGGUUAGAGCUAUUUCUCCGGUACAGAGAGCCCAUGGAUCUCUGGGUAUGACCAAUUUCAAUCAGGGAAUCAAAUUCUAGGGUUAGGGUUUGUACACGAGAUGGAGAUGGACUAUUUGACGGAAUUUCCUCUCGCUCAUAUGGAUCGCCGUCCGAGGAAGAAGCCUAGGUUUGCUUGGGACGCCCCUCAAUCCAAUCUAAAAGCUCAGUCAGAAUUGUUUUGUGGGCAAGAUGUUGGAAAUGGGACAAGCUUUGGGCCUUCAAGGGUACUCCCAGACCAUCCUGGUCUUUUCGUUAAGGGAUUGACGCAAAAAGGCUCUCCCCCAUGGCGAGAAGACGACAAAGAUGGACAUUACAUGUUUGCGCUCGGGGAGAAUUUAACUUCUCGCUAUAAAAUCCACAGGAAAAUUGGUGAAGGUACAUUUGGUCAGGUUCUGGAAUGCUGGGAUAGGGAAACAAAGGAGAUGGUGGCUAUAAAAGUUGUGAGAAGCAUAAAGAAAUAUCGUGAAGCAGCAAUGAUUGAAAUUGAUGUGCUACACUUGCUUGGAAAGUAUGACAGAAAUGGCAGUCGUUGUGUUCAAAUUCGGAACUGGUUUGACUAUCGUAACCAUAUUUGUAUUGUGUUUGAGAUGCUUGGACCAAGCUUAUACGAUUUUCUCCGGAAAAAUAAUUAUCGCCCAUUUCCGGUUGAUCUUGUCCGCGAGCUUGGCCGACAACUAUUGGAAUGUGUAGCAUUCAUGCAUGAUAUGCGGCUCAUUCAUACCGAUUUGAAGCCAGAGAAUAUACUUUUUGUGUCUCCCGAGUACAUAAAAGUACCUGACUACAAGGUUACUCCGCGCUCACCAAGAGAGGGAAUCUUUUAUAAAAGGUUGCCAAAGUCCAGUGCCAUAAAGGUUAUUGAUUUUGGCAGCACAGCUUAUGAACAUCAAGAGCACAACUAUAUAGUCUCUACCAGGCACUACCGUGCGCCCGAGGUUAUUCUCGGACUUGGAUGGAGUUUUCCUUGUGAUUUGUGGAGUGUUGGUUGUAUCUUGGUAGAACUGUGCUCGGGAGAAGCUUUGUUUCAGACACAUGAGAACCUAGAGCACCUAGCCAUGAUGGAGAGGGUAUUAGGCCCGUUACCUCAGCAUAUGCUGAAAAGAGCAGACCACCACGCUGAGAAGUAUGUUAAAAGGGGUAGAUUGGACUGGCCAGAAGGCGCAGCCUCUCGUGAAAGUAUCAAAGCUGUUCUGAAGCUACCCCGUCUUCAGAAUCUAGUAAUGCAACAUGUAGAUCACUCAGCUGGUGAUCUUAUUGACCUUUUGCAAGGUCUCCUUAGAUAUGACCCUUUCCACAGGCUAACAGCUUGUGAAGCCCUUAGACACCCUUUCUUUACCAGAGAUCUUUACAGGAGAUUCUAGUUGAAGAGGUUGUUAUUUUACAUCCCUGUGUUGUUGUCAUGUUUGAUUGGAGUGAUUCACCGAUUUACGGCUUAGUUAUAAGUAUAAAUAUACUACUCUGAGGUCAUGAAUGUUGUUGUCGUCUCUUGGCAUAGUGUACGGAUCAAGAUUCCGGCCGGGAGUGUCUAUUUCUAUAUACUGCUGUGCCUUUGUAAAUAAAAUGGAUGUUGGGAGUGUUUCUCCUAGUUCAGUUUUGUAUCUUGAUUAUGAAAUACUAGCUGGUUUCUCUUUCAUAUAAGACGCGUCGUUUACUUCUUCACAAGUUUGCCCCUGUUUGGAAGUCUUGUGACGUGUAACUUUGUAAAGGAGGUGGGAAACAAAUGAAUAUGAUUGAU
Messenger RNA from Morus notabilis, 1797 nucleotides. Its product is annotated as serine/threonine-protein kinase AFC1. Gene Ontology annotation, cellular component: nucleus. Gene Ontology annotation, molecular function: protein kinase activity; ATP binding. Gene Ontology annotation, biological process: protein phosphorylation. The coding region runs from base 125 to 1423 and encodes 432 amino acids. The transcript has 12 exons. The record is from RefSeq and is a predicted model, not a curated record. NCBI's taxonomy places the organism in Eukaryota, Viridiplantae, Streptophyta, Magnoliopsida, Rosales, Moraceae.